AAUGUGUGUAAUGCAUGUGUGUGCAUAUACACUGCAUUCUCCCACACAUUAUUCUUGUCUGCAGUUUUGUACAAUAAAGCAAAAAAAGAGGCUGAGGUCAGAGUCUCCUUGCUGGGCUGCCAGUAGGUUUUAGCUGACUUGAAGUUAGUGUCCACCAGUCGUCCGUCUGUGAGCUCGGGGGCUGGCUGAUGCAAACGCCAGCUGAAAUUAGUCAUUUCCUCCAUGGACAUGAUGGGGUAACAGCAGCUCUGGUGAUGACAACGAAGAUGUGGAGUUGGUGUCAUCGACCAGAUUAUUAUGGGAGCAAAGAGAAAGAAAAGAUGAAGAGGUUUCAGUGAAAGUAGCAGAAGGGACAUUUUCUUUAGAGAAAGAUCGUGAGGGGAUGAGACGAGGUUGAGAGUAAGAAAGGUGCAAAAAGAGCACAGAGAGAAAAUGUAAGGAAAGGGAAUAAAGACAUAAAGACAAAGGAACAUAAGUUAAGAGAAAAAAUUGAAAAUUGCAUUUGUGUGAAAGAUGUAAAAAGAAACUUACACAAGAUUGAACAAGAGGGAAAGAUCAAGCAACCAAAAUAAAAGUGAGGUAAAGAGUGUAGUGGAGCAGAAGCCAGAGAAAGCUGUAAAAAUAGAGAGAUAUUGUAUGUGGAUAAGCUGAAAGUGCGAGAGAGGCGGUUAAGGAGAAAAUUAGAGGGAAGAGAAAACCUGCAUGGGGCAAGCUGGAAGAGGGAGGGAGAGUUGUAAACACAAGAAUUGGAAAGGCAGCAAGGACAAAAGUACAGAAGCGUUGCCACUGAGCAAAGGAGAAAGAAAUAGAAGCAUGUCAUCACCCGCAUCAUGAGGGCUUCAAAGAUUGAGGCUAAGGAGGCUUGUGAUUGGCUUAGAGCAGCAGGAUUUCCACAGUACGCCCAGCUCUAUGAAGAUUCCCAGUUUCCAAUUGACAUUUCCUCAGUGAAAAAGGACCACGACUUUUUGGACCGGGAUCUGGUGGAGCCUCUAUGUCGACGUCUAAAUACUCUGAACAAGUGUGCCUCCAUGAAACUGGACGUCAGCCACCCUAAGAAGAAAGGGGAUGACUCUGAUGAAGAUGACCCUUUGGCUAUCAGUAAAAGGUGGACCUUCGAGUGGAGCAGCCGACGAUGGUCUCGCCUGCAAGACUUCCUGUUGGACAGCACCAAUGAAAGCAGCCCAACAGGUCAGGGGGAGGGUCUGCUGCACAGCACAGUGAGCAGUGAGAGUGUGCUGACAGACCUAAGCGAGCAAGAGAUCACAGAAAUCUCCUCGCUGCACAGUGAGGACUCCGCCUCCGCCAUGCCUGAUUCUAUAUCUAUGGCAUCACUCUCUGCUUCCUACCAACCACCCAGGGAUCUUCCACACUACAACUCCCUGCCAAUCAAGAGCAGCAGGCAUGGGCAAGGAGGGCGGAGUAAAGCCAAAGAGUUUUUGCGUCGCAUGGAAGUAAUGCGCACGUGGGGGCCGUCCACAAUGCGGAAAAGCUCAAAUCGCAGGCCACCACUGGUCAUCAGUGGGCCAGUGUUACAGGGCGAGGAGCCUCAAGCACUGCAGAUACUCCAGUGUACACCCAUCAGCCAACUAGAACACACCCCUAAACACAGCCACCAAACUGAUGGUGACUCUUCCUCUGUCUCCCUUACCAAUGAUUGUAAACCACAGUCCACGGUGAGUGUGAGCCCCACCAGCGAGACAAUGGCCUCCAGUGUGAAGGAGCCUGUGCGUACAAAACGCCGCACUGCCAGCAAGAGAAGCAGCAUGUAUUUAGAGGAUAUGGACCUACCAUCCCAAGGUAAGAGGACUGAAGGACAAAGCCAGUUUGGCAGAAACCAGUUUCACUCAUAUGAAAACCUCCUUGUUCACAUCCCCAAGGACCAUAAACCAGGCACCUUUCCAAAAGCUCUAUCCAUAGAGAGCCUGGCGCCUUCCCCUGGUGACAGAAACAAUGGCCCCCAGACACGAGCCCAAACUUCUCCACUCACCAAUGGCCUGUGUGAGUCCUGGUCUGGUAAACCUUUGUCCAAGCCCCCGUGUCCUGGAGCUCCACGGGGCAGCAGGGUAAGUGUUUACGAUAACGUCCCGGGCUCCCACCUUUACGCCAGCACGGGAGACCUGCUGGAUUUAGAGAAAGAGGACAAUUUGUUCCCUCACCUAGAUGACAUCAUUCAGCACGUCAGCGGUUUGCAGCAAAUAGUGGACCACUGGAGCCGCAGUGUGCUGCCUGAGGAUGAGACAGGGGAGGGAGAGGAGGAAGGGGAGGGCAGGACCACGUCCAGUGAAGGCGAAAGAGAUGGGGUCUCCUUGAACGACACUGAUUCUGCAGGAACCAGUCGGGAGAGGCGGGACUCUGGAGUUGGGGCCUCGCUGACAAGACCACGUCUACGUUGGCCCAGUUUCAGAACAUCUGAUCAUCUGAACCAGCCGGCAUCUUCACUGCAGAUCGGUAGCCAAUCAGCGGGCCAGCUCAGCCUGCUGCAGAAGUUCUCUUUGCUCCGCCUCACCGCCAUCAUGGAGAAGUACUCAAUGUCAAAUAAACAUGGAUGGACAUGGUCUGUGCCCAAGUUUAUGAAGCGCAUGAAGGUUCCAGACUACAAAGAGAAGAGUGUGUUUGGUGUUCCCCUCAUCAUCCAUGUCCAGCGCUGUGGUUUUCCGCUCCCUCUGUGUUUACAGCAGGCCCUCAGUCACCUCAGAACACACUGUCUGGACCAGGUGGGACUGUUUCGCAAAUCUGGCGUGAAGUCUCGUAUUCAGGCUCUGAGGCAGCAGUGUGAGCUGUCCCCCGACUCUGUGAGCUACGAGGAUCAGUCAGCUUAUGACGUGGCUGACAUGGUCAAACAGUUCUUCAGAGACUUGCCAGAACCUCUGCUAACAAGCAAGCUGGGGGAAACCUUCCUGCAUAUUUACCAGUAUGUCCCAAAGGAGCAGAGGUUGCAGGCCGUCAGAGCAGCCAUUUUGCUGAUGCCAGAUGAAAACAGGGAGGUCCUCCAGACGUUGCUCAGCUUCCUGCGUGAUGUCACUUCCUUGGUGGAGGAGAACCAGAUGACGCCAAUGAACCUGGCUGUUUGUCUGGGACCUUCACUUUUCCACCUCAGCAUACUGAAGAACGAGACGCUGUCACCAAGAUCAAUCCAGAAGAAGUACACCACAGGCCGUCCUGAUCAGAAAGACCUGAGUGAAAACCUGGCAGCCACCCAGGGCCUGGCACACAUGAUCACUGAGUGCCAGCACCUCUUUCAGAUCCCAGAGGAGAUGGUGACCCAGUCACGUAACUCCUACAUGGAGGCUGAGUUGAUGGUGCCCCCGUUGGAAGAACUGUGCAAGGCUCACCAGGAGGAAGGGGAUGAGGAUGAGGAAGAGGAGGAUGAGGCAGUAUCCUAUCAUACACACCUAGAAAGGCUGGUUCAGAACCUGCUGGAAGAGGCCAAAGAUAAGAGCAAAGGCUGGGUGUCUCGCACAACUACUGACAAUACAGAACUGUCAUCUAAAAAGGUGGGAGAUGGUAACCCUCUGAGGCGGUGGCGAGUGUGUGUUGAGGUGUCAGCAACUCCCACUGAGGUGCUGCAGCGUCUGCUGAGAGAGCGCCCUCUGUGGCAGACUGAAGUACAGCAGGAGAAGGUUCUGGAGACGCUGGAUAAACAGACAGACUUGUACCAGUACUCCUGCGGCAACAUGGCACCUCAACCCAGCUGUGAUUAUGUGGUACUAAGGUCGUGGCGUACAAACCUGUGUAAAGGCUCCUGUGCGCUGGUGUGUGUGUCCAUCGAACAUGAUGAGAGCCCACGCAUGGGAGCAGUGAGGGGGGUGGUGCUGGAGUCCCAGUACCUCCUCGAACCUUGUGGGACUGGAAAGACCAGGCUCACCCAUAUCUCCAGAGUGGAUCUCAGGGGAAGAUCUCCAGAAUGGUACAACAAAGCAUUUGGUCAUCUGUGUGUUAAUGAAGCCCAGAGGAUCCGCUCCUCUUUUCACCCGCCAGAUCAAACAACUACUGAGGCCAAAAACUAAACCCCAGUUUUAUCUUGGGUCACACUGCCAGAGCAGCUGGGCCUGAGAACCAAUGAUCCAGGAGAGGAAUCAUCCAGGCAGUGGACUUUAGUGUUUUUUUCAUGCUGCUGAGCCACACUGAACUUUACUGUACCACACUGUACUGAGUAUUUACUGAGUCAUUUACACAUAGAAAAGGAUUUUUUUGUAUUACAGCAAUUACAUUAGUUCUGCAGAACAACAUACCUAUUUAUCUCAUACAUUAUGAUUUUCAGGGCCUAUUUUUGCGCCACGGAACAAAUGUUUGCAAUUUCAAAUAUUAAAAUAGCUUCUUUAAUUUAUUUUAAUAGCCAUUGAUGUUUUAUAUAAUUGGCUAGUAACCACGUGCAUUAUCGGGGGGAUGAGGUUGUGCAGACAGUAUUGGUAUUUAUUGCUCUGGGUAAUUUUUCCAAAUCCUCAUCUAUUUAUCCAAUAUCUUGCAAAAGAAAUUACCUCAUAAAACAGCCAGCACUAUAAGGUUUGAUCCUGAGAUGGUUGCAGUCUCUAUCACCUUAAUCUGAUAUACUGUAGUUAUUACUAAUUUCAUAGUAUGUUAAAUAUUUACAGCUUACGCCUGUAACAGUCACAAUUCUUUAAUAAUGUGUCCAUCUAUAAACUAAGCUGUGAAAUUAUCACUUACAUGGGCACAUUUAUAAAAUGCACUUGAUUAAGAUCAAGCCUUCCACAGAUAAAGAUGCAUAAAUCCCAGGCCCCCCAAAAAAUCUGGAAUGACCGGGACCAGUACAAUAUGGCUACAUGUCGCAUUACAUUGUGAAAAUGCACUAGUUCAGGAAAAGCAAGCACAUGAGGGAUCUGGAUUACAGAAAUGGGAAACAUUCAUCUGGUCCAUAAAUGUGCUGUUAUGGAUACAUUGUGUUGGAAAUCACUGUUGAUUUAGUUCUGUCACUAUUUUCAGUGUUAGUCUUAUCUAAAUAUUAUUUUAACGUUAUUAUUGUCAUUAUAUCAAUGUUUAUUGUAUCACUUUUUGCUGUCAUGUUAUACAAUGUCUAAGACAUGUGACCAUUUCACUGCUUCUGGGAAGCAUGUUUGAAGUUCUGUGCGGGGGUGUGUACAUGGAUGGAUGUGCCUGUGUAUCUGCUUUCUAGGUAUACGUACAGCCUUUAUUGUAAAUAAAUAUGACGCUAUCUGUGUCAGCAGAUCAAACAUCAUAGCUUUUCAGGGUCUUCCUAUCAUAUUGAUAUGCUGAAAUGUGAACCUUGUACACGCCAUCCUACUAAUGCAACAGCAGACUAAUGCUUGCUCUGCCAUGGCACUGCCUGGGCUUUUUUUGUUUCGGCUGUAGGCGUUGCUAUGGUGUUGCUAUGAUACGAUAUCUCUACAGUGCCACCAAAUCCUGCGUGAAUGCUGUCAGCUAGUGUCGCAUGUGUGUGUGUGUGUGUGUAAAUAAGUGUGUAUGAGAGAAACAAAAUGACAAAAAUUGAGUGAGUGACAUUGACGUGAGCCCUCGGCUGUGUAGGGAGGGGCUCCAAACCUAUCUAAGUAGCUGAGAACAGGGUGAUUUAUGCUUGGUCAUUUCUGACAAAGUGACAACCAUUGUUUCCAAACGAGAGAAUAAAAAAUUCAAC
This is a messenger RNA of Etheostoma spectabile (orangethroat darter), 5611 nucleotides long. It is a transcript of the gene stard13a, whose product is annotated as StAR related lipid transfer domain containing 13a. Gene Ontology annotation, biological process: actin cytoskeleton organization; signal transduction; regulation of Rho protein signal transduction. NCBI's taxonomy places the organism in Eukaryota, Metazoa, Chordata, Actinopteri, Perciformes, Percidae. The record is from RefSeq and is a predicted model, not a curated record. Gene Ontology annotation, molecular function: GTPase activator activity; lipid binding; protein binding. The transcript has 14 exons. Bases 831 to 4007 code for a protein of 1058 amino acids.